AGACUCACAGAGGUCUGAGGAGUGUGAGCAGAACUACAGAGUGUAAGUGUGAAAAGAUAGAGAGAGACAUCUGCACCAUGAGAGCCUGCAUCCUUCUACUGCUGGGGCUGCCUGUGCUGAUGGCCCAGGAGACGCCUGACUUGGAAUACAGAGAUCCAUUCGAUUAUGGACAAGUUCCACAGCUCCAUUUACCGCUGCAAGGGCAGACUGAAGUGGAACUUCCGGAACAAACAGAACCCACAGAACCUGGACCUUUGGACUGCCGUGAGGAAAAGUAUCCCUGCACCAGACUCUACUCCGUCCACCAGCCGUGUAAACAAUGUCUUAACAACAUGUGUUUCUACAGUCUACGCAGGGUGUAUGUUAUUAAUAAGGAGAUCUGUGAGAGGACCGUCUGCGCCCAUGAGGAGCUGAUCAAAGCUGAUCUGUGUCGUGACCAGUACCCACGCUGUGCUGUUGCGGCUCUGACUGGUCAGUGUGGCGCGCUCGGGAGCAACUGUGGAAAAAGCUGCGGAGGCUGUUAGAGACGUGCACAGACACACACACACACACACACACACACACCAUUUUAACACACCAAAUACUGUUAGCUAUAAGCUAUAAACUUCUCUCACAUUUGUCUCACCUCCACUCGUUUACUCCUCUCUCUCACACACACACACACACACACCUCCUGUUCAUCAUCAUCCUUAUAACUCCGUCCUGUGUGUGUUUGUGUGAGUGCUCUGGCCCACACCUGCGGCUGACUGUGUGUGUGUGUGUGAGUGUGUGUAGUACAGAAACGCCCAUGCUGUAUAAACGUAGUGAGGUGUGGCUCGUGUUCUCGUGUGAACGGAUGGAUUUUAUAUAAACCUGUAUUUACGUGUGUACUCUUUUAUAAACCCUUCUGACUGUAUGACGUCACUGGUGCUGUAGAACCCGGUGCUGUGGAGGCUGAGGGAGAGCGCGCAGGAACAGCUGGAGGAACUCUAUGUUUUAGAAACUGUUACUGUAAAACUGUAUCACUUUGUACUGUUGUGUGUUAUAGUUGUGUUACGUGUGUGUGUUGUUCAGCUUGGCAUAUAACUGCUCCUGUUAAGAAACGGAUCCCAGAUUAGAUCUUUAAAUAAAAAGAAAAAAAAAAAAGCUUUUAACGCUUACAGCCUCGCUACAGGAUGUCCUGCGGCGUUAUAAACACAUGACCAUCGGCAGGUACACCGCUAUGAAAAAACAGACAAAACAUCAUGAUGACCCCAAAUCCUGCAACUGGUUAGGAGUCAGGAGCACCGCUCACAUUCUGAUCCUUCUUACGAAGUGUACAUCUAUGCAACAAACAAAUAAAUAAAUACUUUUUAUACCAUGUAA
Clarias gariepinus (North African catfish) is the source of this 1344-nucleotide messenger RNA. It is a transcript of the gene mfap2, whose product is annotated as microfibril associated protein 2. The record is from RefSeq and is a predicted model, not a curated record. The transcript has 9 exons. Bases 78 to 524 code for a protein of 148 amino acids. Gene Ontology annotation, cellular component: microfibril. Lineage: Eukaryota; Metazoa; Chordata; Actinopteri; Siluriformes; Clariidae. Gene Ontology annotation, biological process: embryonic eye morphogenesis.